CAGGCAUCGGGCCCCCAGGCGGAGCGGCGGGCGCCGGGCCCCCAGGCGGAGCGAUGGGCACCAGGCCCCCAGGCGGGGCGGCAGGCACCGGGCCCCCAGGCGGAGCGACAGGCACAGGGCCCCCAGGAGGAGUGGCAGGCACAGGGCCCCCAGGCGGGGCGGCAGGCAACGGGCCCCCAGGAGGGGCGGCGGGCACUGCGUCAUCUGGCAAGGCAGUGGGCACCGAGUCACCAGGCACGACAGUGGGUUCCGAGUCAACUGGCAUGACCGUGGGCACUGGGUCAGACAUUGGAUCGUCUGGCUCGACAGCGGGCAUCGGGUCACCAGGCAUCACGUCAUUAGGCUCGACAGCGGGCACCGCGUCAUCUGGCAAGGCAGUGGGCACCGAGUCACCAGGCACGACAGUGGGC
Molecule: messenger RNA, 410 nt
Organism: Staurois parvus
Lineage: Eukaryota; Metazoa; Chordata; Amphibia; Anura; Ranidae
Source: the annotation of a GenBank genome assembly